GCACUGAAGAGGACCAGAAACAUCCAGCAAUGAUGAAAGGUGUUUCAUUCGCACUUGUGUUUCUUUUCUGCCUUCUUUACAGAACUGAAGGAAAUGUUCCAGGUUGCACUGGUAACUAUGGAAAGGUAGCGGAAGUUCAAACCACAGGAGCUGGACCUAGAACUGCAAAAGCAGAAGGCCUGAAAUCUGGAGGAGUUCAAGCUUCAGCCAUUAUUGCAGAGAAAGACCUAAGGAAUAUGAACAAAUAUAAACCAAAGAUUUUAGCUGUCAGUAAAAAAUCAGGUAUUGAGGCAGCUGUGAUUGCUGGUAUAAUCUCUCGAGAAACUCAUGCUGGAACUGCCCUGAGGAAUGGCUGGGGUGACCGUGGAAAUGGAUUUGGCUUGAUGCAGGUUGAUAAAAGAUACCAUAAAUUAACAGGCACAUGGGAUAGCGAAGCUCAUAUUACCCAGGGUACCCAAAUCCUCUGCAGCAUGAUAAAUGGCAUUGCUAAAAAAUUUCCACGAUGGACCAAAGCACAACAGCUCAAAGGUGGAGUUUCAGCCUACAAUGCUGGGAUUCGCAAUGUUCAAACCUAUGAGGGAAUGGACAGAGGCACAACAGGGGACGAUUAUGCCAAUGAUGUUACUGCAAGAGCCCAGUUUUACAAGAAACAUGGAUACUAAUAAAAGUUUUAAUCUCGUUUGACCACUUUUAAGAAGUAAUUUACAACACACUCCUUCAGUAAAAUUUCAUUAAUGGUGUUCUCUAUAAAAUAUAAUUUUGCUUGCUUUAAUAGAUUCAUGCUUUUUUGUAAGAUUAGGAGCUAAUAGCUGAGACAGACCAGGUUGUGAAGGAGAAAUCUGGCCUCUGCCUCCAAGUCACUUAGCAAUGUUGUCUGUCUUUCUGUGCAAUCCUAUACAGAAUUAAUCCAGUUAAAAUCACUUGACUGCAAUGGGCUUAGUCUGGAGUAACAGUGACAAUUCUCACCGUUUUGUAAGGAUUGUAGCAAUAAUAUGCAGGACAUGUAUUUGAUAAUGUCUCACAACAGUGCUAGAUAGGACAGAUCUUCCCUAAGCAUUGCAAGGAUGACCCAGAAGUGCAAAACUUUGAAUUGUUGUUAUAUCAUUACUCUAUGCAGGGCACUUGACACUCACUAUGAAUUGGGGGAAGUAAAAAUGAAUGCAUAAUAAA
Messenger RNA from Sphaerodactylus townsendi, 1170 nucleotides. Its product is annotated as lysozyme g-like. Lineage: Eukaryota; Metazoa; Chordata; Lepidosauria; Squamata; Sphaerodactylidae. The record is from RefSeq and is a predicted model, not a curated record. Gene Ontology annotation, cellular component: extracellular region. Bases 30 to 662 code for a protein of 210 amino acids. Gene Ontology annotation, molecular function: lysozyme activity. The transcript has 5 exons. Gene Ontology annotation, biological process: peptidoglycan catabolic process; defense response to Gram-positive bacterium.